Molecule: messenger RNA, 813 nt
Organism: Condylura cristata (star-nosed mole)
Lineage: Eukaryota; Metazoa; Chordata; Mammalia; Eulipotyphla; Talpidae
Product: polypeptide N-acetylgalactosaminyltransferase 10
Exons: 4
Coding region: 1-813 (270 amino acids)
Cellular component (GO): Golgi apparatus
Source: RefSeq, a predicted model, not a curated record
AUGGACGACGGGCAGGCAAAGCCCGGCAGUGGCGUCGCCACGGGCUGCGGGGUCUCAAGCCUGCAGAACCGAAGCCGAAACCGAAACCCCCAGCCGAGCGCGGGCCGGGGCGAGCAGGUGGGCCGGGGAGCCGCCCGCCGGAGGCCUGACCGCCCGCCCCACCAGAACCUCAAGCGGGUGGCCGAGGUGUGGAUGGACGAGUACGCCGAGCACAUCUACCAGCGCCGGCCCGAGUACCGCCACCUGUCCGCCGGGGACGUGGCCGCCCAGAAGCAGCUCCGCGCCAGCCUCAACUGCAAGAGCUUCCGCUGGUUCAUGACCAAGAUCGCCUGGGACCUGCCUAAGUUCUACCCCCCCGUGGAGCCUCCAGCCGCGGCCUGGGGGGAGAUCCGCAACGUGGGCACGGGGCUGUGUGCCGACACCAAGCACGGCGCCCUGGGCACCCAGCUGAGGCUGGAGAGCUGCGUGCGAGGCCGCGGGGAGGCGGCCUGGAACAACAUGCAGGUGUUCACCUUCACCUGGAGGGAGGACAUCCGGCCCGGGGACCCCCUGCACACCAAGAAGUUCUGCCUGGACGCCGUGUCGCACACCAGCCCGGUCACCCUGUACGACUGUCACAGCAUGAAGGGCAACCAGCUGUGGAAGUACCGCACAGACAAGAGCCUGUUCCACCCGGUCAGCGGCAGCUGCAUGGACUGCAGCCCGAGUGACCACAGGGUCUUCAUGAGCGUCUGCGACCCUGCGUCCCCCACCCAGCGGUGGCUGUUCGAGCACACCAACUCCACCGUCCUGGAGACGUUCAACCGGGACUGA